Hypoxylon trugodes is the source of this 1258-nucleotide messenger RNA. RefSeq lists its product as uncharacterized. Gene Ontology annotation, cellular component: cytosol; nucleus. Gene Ontology annotation, biological process: protein import into nucleus. The coding region runs from base 324 to 986 and encodes 220 amino acids. NCBI's taxonomy places the organism in Eukaryota, Fungi, Ascomycota, Sordariomycetes, Xylariales, Hypoxylaceae. The record is from RefSeq and is a predicted model, not a curated record. Gene Ontology annotation, molecular function: nuclear import signal receptor activity. The transcript has a single exon.
CUCUAUUCUGCCCCUCCAACGAUGACGUCGAAUCUGUAGGUUUCACUUUUCAGAGUUCUACGAUCUUUCGUUUUAUUUCUAUGUCGAUCCACUUCAUGUCUCUCUAAGCUUACGACGCGGCCUCACGGUCCAAAUCCACCUUUGACCGCUUCCGGAGGGCUCUAGAGAGAAGAGUCGUAACGUUGAAACGGAAGCCUGUCCCUCCAAUUGGCGCUACCUAUGACCAAACUACCUCGCAACCGCCUGGAAAUAGCGAACGAACUCUUUAAUUGGCUCGGUUCACAUCCGAUCUCUCCUCGAACAUACUCGACGACAAACCUAUCAUGGCCGAACAAACACAACCACUCUUUGGCCUCGUGCCCGCCGGGCAACCCCUAAUAACCCUCCCCUCCUCGCAACCAAGCGCAACAUCCUUCCUCUACGCAAUCCCGCACUCGAUCCCGUCCCCCGCGAACCCCACCCCGAAACCAUUCUCCCACCUAGCCGUCUUCCUCCUCCCAGGCAUAACCCUCCCCGACGGGUACGCAGCCGCAAUCUACGUAGCCCUAAACCCCGCAGCCCUAGCCUCCGGCAGCGAACCUCCAAAUUUCAAAUUCCUCGGCGGCGUCGGACCGGGGAAAGAAAGCGCCGUAUUUAAACUCUCGCCUUCGUCGUCGCCUAGUACGGCCGAAGGGAUAAUAAUCGGGAUCGGGGUUGAGGAGGCCGGGAGUGUGGCGGAGAGGAUGCAGCAGAUACAUUCGCAACCCUCGGAAGGUACUAGUACUGCGCUUGUUACCACUGGGAGUGGGGGAGGAGGACAACCGUCGACGCAAGUCCUCGCCCAGCGCAUAAUUCAAAAUGCGUUUAACUUCCUCGCUGGGUUCAGUGGUAAGGUCGGCGCUGAGGGCGUGGAGGUGAUUCCGCUGCGCGCUUUCCAGGAGUGGUGGAAGAAGUUCGAGACGAAAGUUCGGAAUGAUCCUACGUUUUUGGAGAGGGGGCAGGAUUGAUCGGUACUAAUUCGACUGCGAGUGGGAGUGUUGUAAUGCGUAGGGGGAAUAAGAAGCCGGCGGCCGAGCACAGUGAACAGAUUAGGGGAAAGGAAAGGUUAAGCGUACCUAGGAUGUAAUGAAAAGAGAAUUGCUGUCAUGGCUGACGAUGUCAUAUCAGUUAUAGCAGAGGCUACUUGUACGGUGCUGGAUAUGGAUGGCGCAAUGGCUGCGAAAAGGAUAUUAAGGUAUGAGACAAGAGGCGCAAAUAGAACAUAAUCUACGGAACGCAU